Molecule: messenger RNA, 1115 nt
Organism: Pistacia vera
Lineage: Eukaryota; Viridiplantae; Streptophyta; Magnoliopsida; Sapindales; Anacardiaceae
Product: membrane steroid-binding protein 2-like
Exons: 2
Coding region: 115-798 (227 amino acids)
Cellular component (GO): endomembrane system; membrane
Source: RefSeq, a predicted model, not a curated record
UGAAAUAGAAUCCUAUAUUAAACUGGAGACACAGGACAGUAGCUAAAACAUCUCCCUCCUUCACGGCCUCUCUCCGCUUUCUCUCUCCUCAACUGAAGAAGAAGACAAUCAAUUAUGGCGCUUCAGCUAUGGGAGACUCUGAAGGAGGCAAUCACAGUCUACACUGGGCUGUCUCCGGCCACUUUUUUUACGAUUCUUGCUUUACUAUGGGCUGUAUACUAUGUGUUAUCGAGUCUUUUCGGCCCGUCUAAUACUCAUUACCAACCGCGAUCCAGAGAAUUUGAGGAGCAGAUGCAGCCUCUGCCGCCUCCUGUUCAGCUUGGAGAAAUCACCGACGAGGAGCUCAAACUAUACGAUGGCUCCGAUCCCAAGAAGCCUCUUCUCAUGGCUAUCAAGGGCCAGAUCUACGAUGUUUCCCAAAGCAGAAUGUUUUAUGGACCUGGCGGGCCAUAUGCAUUAUUUGCCGGGAAAGAUGCAAGCAGAGCUCUUGCAAAGAUGUCUUUUGAGGAUAAAGACUUAACUGGUGAUAUUUCUGGUCUUGGUCCAUUUGAAUUGGAGGCUUUGCAAGAUUGGGAAUACAAGUUCAUGAGCAAGUAUGUUAAGGUCGGAACUAUCAAGAGCACAGUUCCGGUUUCAGAUGAGACCUCCACCGCCGGUGAAUCUGCAGAAACUAAACAAGGUGAUGCUGCUAAGCCUGUCGAAGGUGAUGCUGCUAAGCCUGUCCAAGAUGGUCCAUCAGAAAUUGCUGCUGUUAAAGCCGAGGAACCCCCACCUGUUAGUGAUGCUCUGGAGGAGUAAUGCUUGGUUCAACAACUCAAAAAGGAUACAAUUUCUUAUGAAAAUGCUGAAAAAGAGUAACUAUUUCUGGCUGUAUGUUUGUUUUUAAGUUUUGUUCACAUAUAAGUUUACUUUACUUUGCUAGUCUAGGAAACUUCUGCUGCGGACUUGCUUUAAUGUUUAGAUUAUCAAGAAAAUAAGUUGGGCAUAUCUUACUUUCAGUAUUCAGACUGGGAUUGGUGUAGUUUAUGUGUUUGAGGUACUCGGCGGCCAGCUAGUACUCUUAUGUGAUAAAUCAGGAGUUUGUCUUAUGGAAAUGUAUGGUAUCAUUUUCUUUC